ACCUGGUCGUGCCAAUUGCCACAAUCAAUUUCAGAGGCCUACUGUGCUGGCGCAAGAGCAUAAUUUUGAUGCUCAUUGCUAGAGAUCUGCUCAGAGAGCCUUUACCUUUCAACUUCAUUGUCUUUGCUCUGUCAUUUCGAAUGUGCUCCACGAAAACGCCAUGUAGUGGGGUGAUCCAGAACAUCAAAAAUGGACAUUGCUACAGGCGCUUUUGUGAUCACAAAACCUUUAAAGAAGCUAAAGAAACAUGCUCUGAUCUCGGAGGUUAUUUGCCUACGGUUCGAAACAGUUAUGAAGACAAGUUCCUUGCAACAUUGGCGAAAGCAGAGCCACAAAGCGAACAAUGGGGAUACCCGCGAUGCCACUGGAUUGGGCUGAAACUCAAUCGCAAUUCUUUAAAACCUGACAAAUUUGAAUGGUCGAAUGGCGAAGAGAACUGGUAUCGGAAUUGGCAUCCAGGUCGUCCAGAUGACUGGUAUGGAGAGGAAUGUGUCCAUUACUCGUUUGAGAGUGGGUUUUGGGAUCAGUGGAAUGACUUAGACUGUAACAAAAAACUGCAAUACUUCUGCGAAUGGGAUUCUUGCAAAAAAGCACUCAGUAAAAUCUGAAAACGACGUUUUCUUCGUUUGAUUGAUUGAGUUUGAGAACAAGACUGUUAGAAGUUUGAUUGAUGAAGUCUGGCGAACUUGUUUUUUUUUUGUUCUCAUAUGUCUAAUUUUGCAUUUGUUUGUUUUGUAGUCAAAACCCUUUCUCAUCCUAC
This is a messenger RNA of Cylicocyclus nassatus, 760 nucleotides long. The record is from the annotation of a GenBank genome assembly. NCBI's taxonomy places the organism in Eukaryota, Metazoa, Nematoda, Chromadorea, Rhabditida, Strongylidae.